AUGGCGCCUGAACACCUUCUCCCUCCUCAAGUCCAUACACCUCCUACCACCGACGAGGCUAGUCACAAGGAGUCCGAUGACGCAGCGUCGAGUUCCUCCCUCUCCGAACUCGGCGACGACAUACUUGACGAAGAGAACCGUAUGAGAUUCGAAGAAGCAGCUCGCGCCGGUGCAGAGGCCGAGCAACACACCGAGGUCAAACCUCAUCACUAUGAAAAUAACAUUCCCGUCUUCCAGCCGACUAUGGAUGAGUUCAAAGACUUCGAGAAGUAUGUUCAAGGCGUUGAUCCGUACGGCAUGCAGUCCGGUAUUGUCCUCAUUGACCCGCCCGAGGAAUGGAAACGCGCUCGCAAGGCUCUGGACGAAGUGGUCAAGACUGUCAAGAUCAAGAAUCCGAUCACUCAAGAAUUCCACGGUGCUCAAGGCAUUUAUACGCAGCGCAAUAUGGAGAAGAUGCGAUCUUACAACUUGCCUCAGUGGCGAGCCACCUGCGAGGCAACCGAGAACCAGCCACCUGCCAGACGCGGUGAGAAGCGUAUGAACGCUGACAAGCUUCUUGGCCGUGGAUCGCAAAGAAAGAAAGCCGAGUCCUCGCCCGCUCCUCCCGGAACCAAGCGAAAGCCCGGUCGACCGCCCAAGACUACCCUCAUCAAAGAGGAACCGGUGGAAAACGACUCUAACAUCAACGCCCCUCCGACCCCCACAAGUCCCGACGUCAAACCUACGCCUUCAGUCAAUGGUGAUGAAGAGGAGGCCGAUCACGCUACGGAUUCCACAACUGCCAGAGGCAAACGUGGAUCCAAGGCUGGCUCGAAACCUCGAGGCAGACCUCCCAAGAGCGCCGUCAAGAAAGAAAAUUCAGCAAAGGGCUCUGAGACCACCGUGGCUGCUAGGCGGUUGCGCAAUCAAGGCGUGUCCGCUGACGAAGUCGACGAGGAGUCUUUCCGAGAUUUUGAUUACCGUGUCUAUGACAAUGACCAGUGGACUGCCGAACGAUGCGAAGAACUUGAAGACAAGUACUGGAAAUCUCUAAACUUCAGCAAUCCUAUGUACGGCGCGGAUAUGGUUGGCUCCUUGUUCGACGACGAUACCAAGGAGUGGAACGUUGCGAAACUGCCUAAUCUGCUCGACUUACUCGGCCAACCCAUUCCUGGCGUCAAUACUGCCUAUCUCUAUUUAGGCAUGUGGCGGGCGACUUUUGCCUGGCAUCUCGAGGAUGUGGAUCUCUACAGCAUCAACUACAUCCAUUUUGGAGCCCCUAAGCAGUGGUAUAGCAUUUCUCAGAAGGACGCCCCCAAGUUUGAAGCUGCCAUGAAAUCCAUCUGGACCGAGGAUGCGAAGACCUGUGACCAAUUUUUGCGACACAAGACCUAUUUGGUAUCGCCUUCGAUCCUCAAGUCCAAAUUUGGGGUUACCGUCAACAAAAUUGUCCACCGCGAAGGCCAAUUCGUCAUUACCUUUCCAAUAGGAUACCACUCUGGAUACAAUCUCGGGUACAACUGUGCCGAGUCUGUCAAUUUUGCGAUCCCCAACUGGCUGCAGUAUGGCAAGACGGCCAGAAAGUGCCAGUGUGAAGCCGACAGCGUCUUUAUCGAUGUUGAUUGGUUCGUUCGCAAGAUGAACGGCGAACCAACCCCUGAGUUCGAAGAGGUUGAAGUCACCGACGAUGAAGAUGAGGAAGAGCCUACAGACCUCCCAACCCCACCGAGCAGUGAUCGGGGUAAGAUCAAGGUUGCAACGAAGCGCAAACGCCCAGCGAAAGAUUUGGGACCCAACAAGAAGGCCAGGAAAAUCAUCAAGAUACGGAAAGUCAGCAGAAAUCAGCCCUGUUGCCUUUGUCCCAACGACUUUUCCUGGGAGGAGCUCUUGCCGACAUCUCACGGCCAGAAAGCCCAUCGAACUUGCGCAAUGUACACUCCAGAGACAUAUAUUGCUACUGUCGACGGCAAGGACAUUGUGGCCAACGUCGAAAACAUCAGCAAGGCUCGUCUGGAGCUCAAGUGUUACGAGUGUCGCCAGAAGAAGGGCUCCUGCUUUCAGUGCUCUUCAGCCAAAUGUACCAAAUCCUAUCACGCGACGUGUGCUAUGCAAGCUGGCGUUCAGGUCGACAAGGGCGAGAUUGCCGUCUGGCAUGAGGGCGUCGAGUAUCGAGACAUCGGGUUCGACUGGCGUUGUCGUCUACAUCGCUCUGUGAAGCGCACACGAAUUACGAGCGAGUUGUCGACUACCAACCACCUGAACAGUUGCUGGAACAAUCGGGAGUUCCUGAAGUACUUGAGCAAACUGAAAGCUGGAGAUAUAAUCCAGUUUCAGGCAACGCAUGCCGACGAGAUUGAGGCAGGCCUUAUCGCAGCAGAUUACGAUCUUGAGCAGGAUUCAGCUGUCGUUAAGGUCCUUCCUGAUCUCAAAGUUGUGAAAGAGAUUGACGCAUCCUGGAUCCUGUUCGUUGAUAGCGCCACGUCGUGCUUGCAGAAGCCAUCGGCAAACGCCAAAGAUCUUCCAGCAGAAUUGCAGGGCAAGAGUGCCCAGUUUCCAGACUCCGAGCGCAAACCCAGCGAAGGCGACACGUUCACCGAAGAGCCGAAAACGGAAUGGGCCGAAUUCAAUUCCGCCGUUCCUCCAGUCAACAAGCUACAGAAGAAGGUCGAUCUGUCCAAGCCGAAGCAGCUUUGGAUUUAUCUGGGCGAGCUGUCAACAGAAUCGAAAGCCCAAUACACUGCGGACGCCGCUAGCCGUGUGCAUGACGCUGCCUCUGUCUUCCUUGAUACGGUAGAACCUGCUCGCUCGAUCAUGGCACCGCCCUCUCAACCAAGACGACAGUCCCUAGCUGCUAGUUUCCCGAUCAUCAAUGUCGGGCCUCAGCAGGCCUACACCAAGCGUUCUCCUGCAUUGACGCAGGUAAAUCCAACCACUUCGUCCUUGGGUAAACAAACUCCCAUGUCAAGCUCUGCAUAUCAAGACAAGUCGACACAGCGAAAAGGCGCGCAGUAUCGGGAUCUAAUUACAGGGGCUGAGGCGAAAGCGAAUGAGCAAGCGCGGAUUCUUCAGAGGCAACAGGCCAAAGCCCAGCAAUUGGACAUGCAAGAACGUCUGUCAGGCGGCGCUAAAGGGAACAUUGGCAUCGAUCAAGCAGCGGCUGAGAGGCAGAGGCAGUUUCAGCUGGAUGCAUCUCAACGCUCGCGCAGUAUGGACCAAUGGUCUCAGAGCCAGUAUCCAAGCCAAUAUCCUGCAUACCAGAACGCCUUCAAUCAGGGCCGAUCACAGGAGCCGACAUUCAGUCAAAAUUGGAUGACACCAAUGUCACCACAUAUUCAGCCAGCCGCGGGACACAAUGUGUCUCCGUUGCCUGAUUUAGGGCCGUUCCCAGCGCUCAGUCAGUUCCCGGGCUAUAUGGAGCAAUCUCAGACACAAUUUCCGUACAACUCUCACCAUCGUUCGGCAUCCGUUGGCCACCACAACGAUACCGAACGGAUCAGGGUCGAGACAGCACGUAUCGAAAGAAUUCGUGCUGCUGCCAAUCAACCACCUGCACCUUCAUCGGCAGCAGUUGAGCGACAGCGGAGGAUCUCCAACCCCGCCUAUCCCUUCAAGAGUCCUGGUCAGAUCAAGGCACAGAAAGAGGCCGAGAAGAAUUCACCGCCGGGAAGUCGGCCUGGCAGUUCCUACCAAAUGGCCAGUCCUGUCGCACAGGGUGAUUCAUUCCGCCCGUCCAGCUCGUCGUCAUUGCAUGGACCUGACCCGCAGAAUCCGCCUCAGUUCAUCAACCCCAAUGCUACUCAGAUCAGCCCUCCAGGGUCACGUGCUGGCAGGCGAUCGGGUAGUCACAGCAUUUCUAUGCUACCAGGAGCGAUGGGUCCGCCAAUGCAACCGCAGCUACACAGGACUGUCUCGGCCGGAAUGCUCGAGAAGCCAACAUUCACAAGCAACAUGAUGGGAGCCAUGAGCAGCUAUGUUCCGCGGCGGUCUAUGUACGACCCGCUUUACAGAAAUGGACCUACACCCAUUGCGCAGCCUAACGCACCGCCACCUGCACCUCAGCCACCAAUGGCCGAACCGUUCCCUCAAUUAAUCGCAGGUCUUCAACCUCGUCCGGUGUCACCUAGUGGCUAUCCCAUAAAUGACAAGGCUCUUCCGCAGCAGUUGGUUGAAUGGAGGGUUGAGUACGAGGAAAAAGGCGGCUUCUGGGGCAAGAUCGCGAACUACUACAUCAAGAAGCAUGAGUCCAGUGCAAGUGUUUACCGCAGCCCUUUUGCGCCGAAGCCGGAAUCAUCGGCACAUAAAUUCGCCGAGGCGUACUACCAAUCCCUUGUGACAGAGGAUCAAGCCAAGAUCGAGGACUUCAAGGUGAAUGGCAUGAGGAACUGA
Messenger RNA from Cyphellophora europaea CBS 101466, 4365 nucleotides. RefSeq lists its product as uncharacterized. Gene Ontology annotation, cellular component: nucleus. Gene Ontology annotation, biological process: chromatin remodeling. The transcript has 3 exons. The record is from RefSeq and is a predicted model, not a curated record. Lineage: Eukaryota; Fungi; Ascomycota; Eurotiomycetes; Chaetothyriales; Cyphellophoraceae. The coding region runs from base 1 to 4365 and encodes 1454 amino acids. Gene Ontology annotation, molecular function: DNA binding; histone H3K9 demethylase activity; histone H3K36 demethylase activity.